Myotis myotis is the source of this 2218-nucleotide messenger RNA. RefSeq names its product sialic acid-binding Ig-like lectin 14. The record is from RefSeq and is a predicted model, not a curated record. Gene Ontology annotation, molecular function: sialic acid binding. The transcript is spliced from 7 exons. Gene Ontology annotation, biological process: cell adhesion. The coding region runs from base 1 to 1203 and encodes 400 amino acids. NCBI's taxonomy places the organism in Eukaryota, Metazoa, Chordata, Mammalia, Chiroptera, Vespertilionidae. Gene Ontology annotation, cellular component: plasma membrane.
AUGGUGCCCCUGCUGCUGCUGCCCCUGCUGUGGGGGGGGUCCCUGCAGCAGCUGCCAGGCUAUGAGCUCCAAGUGCAGGAAUCGGUGACAGUGUUUGAGGGUCUGUGUGUCCACGUGCCCUGCUCCUUCUCCUACCCGAGGAGUUCGUGGUCUUCCUCUAGCAAAUUCUACACCUACUGGUACCGGGACGGGGACAACACAGCCUAUGAUGCUCCUGUGGCCUCGAGCAACUAUAAUAAACCAGUGAAGAUAGAGACCAAAGUCCGAUUUCUCCUCCCGGACCCCAGGACCAACGACUGUUCCUUGCACAUCAGAGACGCCAGGAGGAGUGACACAGGACGCUACUUCUUCCGAGUGGAGAUAGAAUAUCCUGAAUAUAAUUACCAAGGACAUUUCCAAGGAUAUAAGUCCCAAGGAUAUAGUUACCAAGAUAAAAUGCUGGAUUUGCAGGUGACAGAGAAACCGCACAUCCGUAUUCGGGAGCCGUUGGAGGCCGGCCACAGCACACAGCUUUCCUGCAGCCUGCCCGGGGACUGCAAAGGGGGACGACCUCUCAGCUUCUCCUGGGCGGGAGCCGCUGUGGACUCGCUGGACCCCCAGACCCUCCGCUCCUCAGUGCUCACCUUCACCCCGAGGCCCUGGGACCAUGGCACCAACCUCACCUGUCAGGUGAAACGGGAAUGGCCUCAGUUGACCACACAGAGAACUAUCCGGCUCAGUGUCUCCUAUGCCCCUCAGAACCUCACCAUAGGCGUCUCCUUCAGAAACGACCCAGCCUUCAAGAAUCUACAAACCACAUCCCUUCUCAUUCUGGAGGAAGAGGCCCUGAGGCUGCUCUGUGAGGCUGACAGCAACCCCACUGCCGAGCUAAGCUGGUUCCGGGGGUCCCCAGGCCUGAACGCGACCCCCCUCUCCAGCACCGCGAUCCUGGAGCUGCCUCGCGUGGGGCCUGCACAGGAAGGAGAGUUCACCUGCCAAGCUCGGCACCCGCUGGGCUCCCAAAGUGUCUCUCUCAACCUCUCCGUGUUUUGCAGCCCGCACUCCUGCAGAUGUGUGACCGAGGAGCAGCAGGGCUCCUGGCCCCUGGUCUUCACCCUGAUCAGAGGGGCCCUCAUGGGGGCUGGCUUCCUCCUCACCUACGUCCUCACCUGGCUCUACUACACCAGGUGUGGAGGCCCCCGGAGCAGGAGGCAGAGCUCCUGAUGGAUUCUCCCUUCCUCUCAGGAUGGGACUGAGGUGCGGACACCAGGCGAGAGGGACCGUCCUGGGACGUCAAUGUCACCUUCUCCCUGGAAGCUCUUGACUCACCUGCCUCCAAUGUGCCCCUGGGGUUUCAGUGUGUGGAAGUGACUGAGUGACGCCAAGGGGAGUCAGUGCCAUGGAGAGAAGACUUUUCCUCCUCUCACCUCCAGAGAGGAGGGGCCGCUGUGCCCGGGAAGCCCGGAUUUCCUCAGGAAGCAGAUGCAGGUGCAGGGCCGCCUAGCGAGGGCCUUGAUUGGGUUCCAUGGGAAACGCAGGCAGGGCAGGGUGAGCCGUUCAGGACCAGCUGGUGUGUGUCAGUCGGGGGAUGGGCCUGUGGGUGUGGUCUCUAUGUGUUUGGUCCCAGGUCUUGGUCAUUUGGGUUAGGCUGGGGUGGCUGGAAAUAUGGGCUCAGGAUGGGUUUGUUUGCAUCUGAAAUUCUUUGCUGUCUCUGAGAAUGGGCGAGCCCUGGGAGGCCCUGUCUCUCUUUGUCCUCCUAGCUGUUUAAUGGCUCAAAAUAUCAUAAGAUACAGAAAUAAACAAGUAAUACACACCCACUGACGGCCCCUUGUUUCUGCCUGUUCCCUCUCUCUCCCUGUCUUGUUUCUGCCCACUCAUCCCCCAACCCCAGGCUCCUCUCUCUUCAUUCUCAAGCCCUGAAAUGGACUGAAGUUUGCACCUUAUCCUCCCUUUGUCCAGAAGUUACCUGGUUACCACCUGAGUUUCUGGUCUCCCAAACUGUCCUUCAAUGUACACAUCCAUACAUAGUAGAAUUAGGAGCAGCUCUUCUUUCCCUAUUCAUAGAUACUUACCUCGUAAUUAUUAUUAUAAAACAUCCCAACAUUUAAUCAUAAAUGAAGACAUUUGUGUGAUAUCACAUAAAAAUUGAUUUUAUUGUUUAGUGUCUGUCGGAGUUUCUUGAGUCAAAUUAUAUCUAGAUCUCCUCUUUCUGUUGUUGCUGUUAUUGGACCUGUUUCAA